Vitrella brassicaformis is the source of this 6455-nucleotide messenger RNA. The record is from the annotation of a GenBank genome assembly. Lineage: Eukaryota; Vitrellaceae.
CUUCUGAGAGCUCGAAGCCUGCCUCGCAGCUUCACGAGAAGCUGCCAUUGGUGUUGAUGCAGGCGCCGUUGCAGCCACCAUUGGCAUGGGAACACUCGUCUAUAUCUGAUUGCACACCACACCACACCACACCACAUGUCAACCAUGGCUCCCUCUUGAUGCACACAAAGUCAGUCAGGCGGGGCGGACCUUCGCAAGUGCGGUCCUCAAAACUGUAGGCGAAGCCUGGCGGGCACUCGCAGGUGUAGCGGCCCGGGAGGUUCCUGCAGCCCAACAGGGGAGGGGGGCAGACACUCCCUGGCCGCUGCUGCUGCCCCUCGGCCAAUGUCUCAUUGCACUCGUUGAUGUCUGCGCGCACGGCCGGACACACAAAGGACGGCAUCUGUGUGUGUGUGUGUGUGUGUUGUGUAUUGUCGCGACCGACCGAUGCAUUGCGUGCCGUCGGUGCUGGGUCGGUAUCCCGUGUCGCAGAGGCACUGGUACCCUCCCUCGGUGUUGGUGCAGAUCCCCCCGCUGCAGACGUCCUUCUUCUCGGCACACUCGUCGACAUCCUCGCACUUCAUCGUCAGCUCGUUAUGCCGAAACCCCUUUCUCCCACACACGCAGCUGUACUCGCCCACCGUGUUAGCGCAAGUGGCAUCGUCCCCACAGAGCGGCGCUUGGGGCAGGAUGAAGUCGGGGUUGACCGUGGUGUACUUGCCCCGGUUAACAUGCCGGGUGGUGAUGUCGCUGCGGAGCGGGGUGGCGCCGCCGGCUGUGAGAGCGCACUCGUUGAGGUCCUCGCACUUGGUGUGGUCGAGGGAGGGGACGAACCCGGUGAGGCACUGGCACUCGAAGCCGCCUUCGGUGUUGACGCACGCCGUGGUGGUGCUGUCGCCACACACGUCCGGGGCGGCCUCACACUCGUUGAUGUCUGCCCCGAAACAAUACAUACACACAUUUCUCUGUGCGUUCACGAUCUUGUCGAUGGUCGGUCACCCACCCUGGCAGAUGGUUUGGCCUUCACCGGUGCCGUGUGGGUCAGGGGCCUCCUUGUAUCCCUCGCGGCACCUGCACUCGAAGCCGCCCUCGUUGUUGACGCACUUGCGCUUGGGGUCCCGGCAGGCAGGAGUGCCCUUGGCGUCGAUGCCGUCAACACACUCAUCGAUGUCUGAUGAUUGAUGACACGAAUGAUGCACACAUGUCUCUGUCUGUGUGGGCUGCUGGUGGCUGUAGUGUCUGUGUGUCUGUGUGCGUACCGACACACAGUGGGUGGAAUUGGUCAGCGUGGGGGUCCAUAUGGAAGCCAUCCUUGCAGCUGACACACAGACACAGCAGAGAGAGGGUGGGGCUUGGACGUGUUGUAUCGUGUUGUGUUGUGUUGUGUAUUGGGGCUGACACGCAUUCGUAUCCCUUGGGGGUGUCCCGGCAAUUGCUUUUGCCGUCCUCGCCGCAAGGGGCCUCCAUGUCUCGACACAUGAUGGCUGCAUCACAUCACACCCACACACAGCCGAUGGAUGGCAACAUACAUGCAUCGAUUGCUUCGUCACUUGUGAGCGUGUGAUCACGUUGGCAGUCGCCGGCAAGGUCCUUCUGCAUGUGCAGGGGGCACCCACACGUGUGGCCGCCAGCAUAGUCGAAGCACUGGUCCUGACAGGGGUUCUUGAGACACUCGUCCUCAUCUGAGCCCGCCCACAUGAAUGGGUUGACCCUCAAUGUGCCAUAGUGUGGUAGGCCCAUACCGAUGCAUGUGGUGUUCCAGUCGUCGGCAGGGAGCCAUCCGGCUCUGCAUUGGCAGUAGAAGCCGCCGGGGGUGUUGAUGCAGUCGGCGUGGCGGGGGCAGGGCGACGUCUCUAUCGAACACUCGUCGAUCUCUGACACAGAUGAAACAGAUGAAUGAAAUCGGGAGAAAGAAUGCCGGACAUGGCUACCUUUGCAGGCUGUGUCGACUCUCUCGUAGCCCACCCUGAGAAGCCGGCCGGCCAUGGACAGACAGACAGACAGUGAGUGUACACACACACACACACACACAUAUUUCGAUUGCAUGCUCGCACCACCGACCUGCAGCUGCAGUGAGCUCCGUCCCUUCUGUUGUCACAGUACUGGUCGCAGUUGCCAUUGUCCAUCGCACAAGGGUCCUCACUCGCACCCUCUGCACACAUGCACACAACAGCCUCCAUCAUAUCGACAUCCCAAACCAAACUCGCCUCUGCCCACGCACUUUCGCAUCUGAAUCCAUCGUUCUGCAUCCUGAAGCCCCUCUCGCACUCGCACCUGAACGAGCCAGGCUCGUCCACGCAGCCGCCGCCCCUGUCAGAGCACAGCGACACGCCGUAGUUGCUGUCGGCGUCGCAGCCCCCGGAAACGGGGCACUGGACCGUCACGCCAUCCGCCGCGGCCCACUUGACCAUGGCUGCGUCCUGACGCACACGCCACUUGCCUGCAAUCAUCAUGACAUGAGACACACCCAUGGGGUUAUUGGUGUGGUGUCUGUCGUGUGGUUGGAAUGGGAUGCCAUGCCUACCAGAUGGCGGGAAGUCAUAGCGGGAUGGCGCGUACGCGAGGACCUCCCUCGUGUCGAGGUCGGUGUCGAAGACCCACCAUCCGUUGGCAGUGGCGGUCGGCAGGGGCCAGCCCCGCUGCAGCCGCUCCAGCACAAAGGAGUGGUUGGCUGGGGGAAUCCAAUACAGAUGCACGCCGCCCUUCUGCCAGUGGGGCCUGCAGAGAGAGGCGGACAGAGAUGGGAUGGGCAGGGGGGAGAGGUGGGUGGGUAAGGAAGCCUACUUACUUUCCGUUGAGAGGAUGGCUGGCGUUGGUUUCCUCAUAGGUGCCACUGAGUGUUUUGCCCAGCGCAUUGGGCAUCCCCAACACCUCCACAAACGGCUUGCCGAAACACGCUGAAUGGGCCAACACAGAAGACACACACACAUUAUGUUAGUGUGUCGAUACCUCUUCUGCCUGCCUGUCUGUCUGUCUGUCUGUCUGUCACCUCCUUUCUCCUGCUGUGGUGGGUUCGAUAGGUGCCGGCAGGUCAGCCGGAAGAACGCACAGUCCUCCUUGCACUCCACACCAACAAUUACGCCCUCCGCCUAACAACCCAGCGCACAGCAACCAUUUCUCCCUCUCCCUGUGUGGAGCAUUGCAUCACUUACGCCGCAUGACAGAUGGUCUGUCGCCCCCGUGGUGCUCCACAGAGUGGUCCACGCCCCACGGUCGAUGCGUGACCUCCCAAGGGGUCGGCCACACUGAAUCCGGAUGGACCGGCACUUGCCCGGGUGGCGGAACUCCGACGUGCUCUGCAAGGGUGCGGGGCAGUCGGCUGGCAGCAGCUGGAGGCGGGAGGUGGCCUGGCCGGGGGGGCAGAUGGUUUGCUGGUGGGGCUGCAGCCACUCGCCUUCGCUCAGCUUGACGUCGGACUUGAUGUCAAAGCGCAUCUUCAUGCAGAACCUGGAGGGGGGGAAGGAGCACAGAAAUGCAUGGGCAGGGUGUUCCUGUGCUAUACACUACUGACUCUUCGGUGCAUCUGAGUCCCUUGUAGGCCGUGGCUGUGUAGGGACUGAGGCCCCCGUUGGCCGUGCUGAAUAUGUGGGUCAUCUUCUUGGCUGCCGGCACGACCACAGCCGCGUAGAUGCCCCACUCCUCAACGCGACACACGUUCCGACCCCUGAUGGAUGGAUGGAUGGAUGGACCACAAUAAGGGAAUGGUCGAUGCGAUUCAGCGCACCUUUCCAUUUUGAAGUAUCCAUUUGCUGCGAAUGAGGUGCCCCAUGAGUUGCGCAGCAGCCAGUAGAGGGUGCCGUCCUCCUCGUCCCAGCCCACCAGCACGGCGCUCUGGCUGCCCACUGGCGAGUCACCGGAUACAUCAUCGCGGCUGUACACACCUGCAAGACAAAGAGAAGGUGAGAGGAGAGGAAGGGCCAAUAGUGCUACUCGUCUUCUCUCUCUCUCUCUCUCUCUCUCGCCAUGCAGCAUAGUACCGUCCGGCACUUCGGUGAAGUACUCAAAGAAAUCGGGGUAGACCUCAAACGCCACAAAGAAGGGGCCCCGCUGAGACACACAGAUAGAUACAAACAGAAAAAGGGAAGUACCAUGAGAGUUUUUGCGUCUCCUGUCGCUCUGUCAUGUCUGUGUCUCUCUCUCACGCUGAUGAGCUCCAUCUGCAUCUGCCGCAUGACCUGCCCCACACAGGCCCGCCCGCCCGUCGCCCGCUGCUCGCCAGGGCGGGACAGACGGUAGUACUCGUUGAUGAACACACGGCUGGAGGGAGUGGCGGGGUCUUUCAGCAGUAGAUCCUCGGCACAGAAGGGCAUCUGGCUGAUGCACUGCGGACAGUCGGGCCUGCAUCAGGGAAGGGCACGAGUGCGUCCAUUUGCUGGCUGCUUUGUGACCGGUCCCAAUCGACCCACCUGCAUCCCUCCUGAGUGGUGAUGGCCUCCUCCCCACUGUCCAUCUGCAGAAAGCUCUCUUGUCCCUUUGAAGACUGCCUUCUGCUGGCCUUGGAGGCGCUGUGCGUCUCGAGCAUGGCGGCGUAGUUGUCGGGCGGCGGGGCGACGGUGAUGGGCGACCCGUCCACGUCGAUAUCGGUCGGCCACCGCGCCACGUGUGGCCUGCCGUUGCCGUGCUCGCCAUUGGGGCCUGGCUCGACGGUCUGUGGGGACGCUUCUCUGUGCCAGCAGUACACUGCAUAGACAGAGACAGAGACAGAGAGACAUGGGACUUGCCCACGAGACGAGGGCGGAUCGGAAAUGUCGGCAAAGUACUCACUUUCAUAAGGGUAGUCUUCGGCGAACCCGACUCCUUUGUUGCGUAUGUACUCGAGUGCGAUGCUGGCCCAGCCGCCCUCACAGCCGGGCCUGAGAGACUCCUUGGCCUCGAACUCGACCUCGCUCUCGUUCAUCCGGGGCCACCCAGCACAUGACAGCACCUGACGUGGUACAGGAAUGGUGUCAGGGGAGGGAGGGAGGGAGGGAGGGGAAGGAGGUGGGUAGGGCGUGCCCACCUGUUGGACGGAGAGGUGUCUUCUCAUCUCAUUGGAGAUCAUGCGGUCUGGGUUGGCGAUGCAGGCGCGGUCACUGAGCGCACCCAGAAGCUGACCACAUAUCCGAUGAACCAAGCACAACAGAUGAACAUUUAAUGACAGGUGGAGAGUCGAUCGGCCUACCGCAAAUGCCCAGCAUGCACCACAGUAGCCUGAUACACGCGGCCCAACGCAACAACACACCACACCACACCACACCACAAGGAAGAGUCCGUCCUUUUUGAGCGAUCCGGAGACAGAAGGACAUCUGACCUUGGCUCUGGACUUCUGAGUGGUCAGGGGGGAAGCAGAAAGGAUAGUGCUUCCGAACGUCGUACUCAACGGGCAGCUUCAGAUGACGGGUCACCCACGUCUCGCGAACCUGCCACACAAACAAAGACAGACAGACAGACACUUCUCAUGCAUUUCUGUCUGUGCGUCACUCCCUCCUCACCUGUAAUAAUGAGAGGUCGAGGUUCAUGCCCAUGCCGCCCUUGCUCAUGCCCCAGAACCCCUGCGACCGCUUCACACGCUCCAUCGUCCCCCCAAUCCCCAGCCGAACCCCCAGCUCCUUGACCUCUUCCAGAAAGCCCGCCUGCUUCAUGUCGCCCCUCGCGAGCUCGUCCCUCAGCUUGGGGUGGGGCAUUCCCUCCAUGUGCCUUCGCGGUUUGCGGCAGAUGUAAGGGAGCGAGGUGUUGCAGUGCUGGGCCACGACCUUGGGGACGUCCAGGGUCAGGUGGCCGGGGCUGAGGGCCCCACACGAUUGGUCGGGUUUGCGGCUGGUGGGCGGGCUGUAGGGGUGCAGACCAGUGGAAGCCUUCAAGGGAGUGCCGUCGAGGUACUCCCAGGCGUUAACCGACGUCUGAUAAUGAGCCCCUGUGAGCAAAGAACAGACGUCCAUAUAUGUGAGACGGCUUCUGUGUGUCGGCGGUGUCUGACCGAUCCAGCACAAUGGCUGAUUGCACAGGGGGGCGAGGAAUGCGCGUUCGUUGCUGGUGACGGGCAUCACAAGCUUGGCCCCGUAGUCGUCGCGGCAUCGCUUGACAGCGUUGUGGAAAGACUCGGGGCGGUGGAUCAGCUUGAAGCAGUAGACGCCAUGCUUCGAGAAGCCCUCCUCACACGCAACUGUGCUCAGAAAUGGGUCAAUUGGCGGAGCUGGUGCAGUGCAGUGCAUCCAUCCCUCCAUGUGUAUGUGUGUGUGUACGUGGCAGUGCGAAUGUGGAUCUGCUUGUGAGGAAGCAGACGCCAGAGGGGCCCUCCACAGUGCCCACAAGCGAAGACACUAUGUGCGUCGUCGGUGCCCGGCCUUAUGGAGCACAAAAAGAAAGACAUACAGGGAGGAGGGAUUGUCGCUGUCGAUGCAUCCAUCCCCAUCCAUUGCCAUAGAGAUCAUUAAAUGCUCACUUGAGUCUGCCCUCUUGGCGUAGACGGUCAUGCUGAUGAGCGGCGCGAUGCUCAU